AUGUCUGAGAUUGUUUCUGGCCGCCCAACAAACAGGUGCUUACGCCUUAGUUUACCUGUUCAUUCCAAUUUUCCGAAUAAAGUAGAGAUUCUCAAGUUCAACUUUGACAGCGAAGUCUUUACUGCAGUUAGGGAGAAAAUUAUCGUGUGUUGGAGAAUACAAGCGGGAAUAGAGGUAGCUGGUAACUGGAUGGAAGAUAACACGGCCCCAUACGUCGAGGAGUGGGCAGAUCUAAUACCUAAGGCUAUGAACAGCCAAGAGAGGACUUUUUUCGUAGUAGCCUGGAGUUGGGACGAAGAUGAAGUCCAAGUUGCUGAGAAUGAGGCGAACCUUUUCGGAGUUGGAUUCAAAGACGAGGUAAUGGCUGGAUGGGCGAAAACGUUUACGAGAUAUACGUUUUUGCUUCCCAAAUCAGUUCAGACAGUAUCCAGAAUUGAAGAAAUUGAACCAGUGUGCGACAUACAACCUGAAUCUACUGUCGAUUGCUUAGCUUCAUUGCUGCGACACCCUCCUUCGCGAGUUCAUAGACAGACACAGAUUAAAGCGACGAUGAAUUAUGACACCAAGCACAUCGAAUCUAUCUACGAUGCCGCUGUAGGUAAACGUCAUUUUGUUGGACCUAAAGGAACUUACAAGAAGAUGGGAUUGUUUCACAGCAAUAUGCACAAGAUCUAUGCGCGUUCAGAAGUCAACAGAGUAUCUCGGUUACGCAAACCUCCAAAUACGGAUGUCUUAUGGCUAGAAAUUAAGUCUGAGGGGCUUGAUAACGAUAUCUUUACAACAGAGAGUCUGAUGGAGCUCAGAGAACACAUCAAAAAAGACGUUGGAUAUCGUGCUUCUCUCUAUUGGGGCCGUUCUUGGAUUCAGCUCGGAUUUUGCAAUCAAACAAGCCCUAAGCCCAUCGAUCUUACUUUGAAGUCUCAAAUCGUUCAAGAUCUUGUGAAAGAUUUUAUUGCAAAGACUGGAGCUCUCACCAAGGAGCCUGGUGCCUUUAAGGCUGGGUUUCCUUAUCAGCCAAACCCGAACAGUGAAGGAUUCCCUAUAAUGGAAGUCACAACUUUUGAAGUUUCGAAUAAUAUACAAACGACACUCAUCUUUCAAGAUUUCCAUAGCUCAUAUCAAAAUGAUAUCAAGGGUAUGGAACGUUCUUGGGUAACAUUGCUUCGUGACGACCCGCCAGAUUUUACUUCUCCUCCAGCCGAUGGUUCCGUUACAGUGAAACAAGUCGGCAUUAAUGUUGGUUACUUCUUUCACAAUAGUAUACCGUCACCUCCGGUAGUAAAACACGAGGUCGAAGAAGCCCGAACGCCAACGAAGUCGUAUUUCACAGCAAUAACAAUGCCGAGGUCUGUGGAUGCAAUGAGAGAAUGGUACACGGAUUUUGCCAAUCAUUGUGAAGAUUACGAAAGAUUGGGCCAUAGAGUGGAUUUAGUUCGUAUGUUCUGUGAAGAUCUUGACGCAAUUGAUUCAAAGGUUUCUGACAUGGUCGUGGACUGUUAUGAGAUUUCAAAGGCUCCGAUGCCCAAGUCUUGGUCUUCAAGUUGUCCCCGGUGA
Messenger RNA from Botrytis byssoidea, 1554 nucleotides. RefSeq lists its product as uncharacterized. The transcript has 4 exons. Lineage: Eukaryota; Fungi; Ascomycota; Leotiomycetes; Helotiales; Sclerotiniaceae. The record is from RefSeq and is a predicted model, not a curated record. The coding region runs from base 1 to 1554 and encodes 517 amino acids.